AUUCAGCUGCCAAAUUUGGCCUUAGGUGGUCGAUCUCGAUCGGUGGACAGGCGGGAGUGGACAAUUUUGGGUCGAAUUUGGUCGACCCAGGUCCGCCAUCCCAACUCGACUGGCCGAACGGCAGCUGGCCAUUUUGGCCGUAGGUGGUCGAUCCCGGUCGGUGGACAGACGGAGAGUGGACAAUUUUGGGUCGAAGUUGGUUGACCCAGGUCCACAAUCCGGACUGCAGCUGGCCGAACAGCAAGUGGCGAGAACAGCCCUCUUCGCGCGCCUGAAAACUUCUGUCAACUCCGGUCUCCGGUCAACUCCGGUUACAGAUGGAAGGAUUCGAGGAAAACUUCUGGAAGAAGGCGGAAGCACAAUUGAAGUGCCCCGUGCCCGCGCAUCUGAAGAGAGUGCUGCAAAGAACGGGGUACUUGAACUGUGCCUUGGAGGAUCUAAGUGAAGGCCAGAUACGGUCCAUCGAGGAAGACAUCAGAAGCCUCCCAGAACUUACGAACCUUCGACCCGGAAAUCCAAAAAUUGCUGAAUUCUGUGGGGAAUAUACAGAGAAAUGUGCAGACUUCAAGUUGAUGGCAGGCGAAAGGGCUUUGCUGCUCAAACUGUCUCAAGUCGUCAAAGCAAAAGGAUGGGGCUUCUUCCUAAAAGGAAGCAAAUCAAAACGUCCAGGUCCAGGUGCAACGCGAGGUGACUCCACUGAUGAGCUUGCACUGAGGCUGAAGCUGAAAGACUAUUUUGCUGCGAGACACGACGGAAGCGUCGAGUACGACAGAUUGUGCCAGGGCCUCGAUCAUGUUUCGAUUAGUUUUGAUGUCAAGAACAGUCGAGUCAAAAUUGCAUGCCCACUUUGCGAGACUGUCCAGGCCACCUGUAACACGGAACGAAGCGGUUCCUGGAAGAUCACCAACUUUGUGACUCACGUCAAAAAUCAUUGGAAGAAGCCGGACGAACCUGCAGAAAAACGUCAAAGAACGGCUCUUCUGAUUGAACGUGUACCAUCUGAACCUUCCCGAUCGCAAAGCCAGUCCGCAUCCGAUAGCUUGGACAGAAACGAACUCACCACCUCGCUCACGACGACGAGUGCGACUUAUGAUGACUUCACAAUCGAAUCAAUUCCAUUUGUUGACCCAGAUGACCAACGUGAAGACCAGGACGCAACUUCGACCGAGGCGCUAGACUCCGACAUUCCAGAGAAUUUAAACUAGCUGUGUGCCAACAGAGGGCCGAUGCUGGCACAGCUGAACAAGGCCGCAAGAAAUCUCCACGCCUGAUCGAUCUACUGCAAAAUGUUCACGAAAAAUCGGAAAAUUUGGAGAAAUUAAACGGAAUGCGCUACACACAGAGAGAACUGGACCUGUUUUUGUAUCAGUACGUUCAAGGAGGAGCUCAUUUUUAUCAAGAUCAACGAGCGAACGCAAUCUGCCCAAGCCAGGCGACUCUCAAAAGAUUGUUGAGCAAGAAAGCCGAACGUUUUGAAGAAGGUCAACUGCGAAUACACGAGCUGGCACGGUUCCUCGAAAAAAAUAAUUUGCCAAAGGCUGUUGUUUUGAGCGAGGAUGCCACCAAAAUAAACGGACAAAUUGAGUAUGACCAUGCAAAAGCGCGAAUAUGUGGCCUCGUAGCUCCGUUCAAUGCUAACGGAAUGCCAGAGAGCAAUAUUUUCAGAACAACCAACCCAGUACAAGUCCUAAACAAUAUAAACAACUAUCCGGUGGGCCGUAACGUCUACGUUUGCAUGGCGCAGCCAUUGGAAGCAGGGUCACCGUCGUUCUGUUUGCAGUAUUUUUGCAGCGAUAACAAAUUUACUGCAAAGCAAGUAACCACAAGAUGGAAGCAUUACAGAGAGGUUAUGGACAAAGAAGGAAUUAUAAUUGUCGGACAUGCCAGUGACGGAGAUCCUCGACCAAUCGGAUCCAUGCUUGAUGGUAUGGAGAUGCCGAGCAGUUCUAAUUCAACAUAUGGAGAUGACUAUUGCGCAACGGCGCUCCCCGAACGCGUUUACAUGCAGGAUUACACCCACGGCGUAAAUAAGCUGAAAGUGAAAAUCUUAAAGAAAGAUGUUGAGUUGCUUUUAGGAAAAUUUAAAAUAUCACGACUCCAUCUUGAGACACUCCUUGCAAAUGUUCAUAAGAGUGUGCACGGACUUUCUCCAGCGGACCUGAAUGACGGGGACAAGAUGAAGUUCCAGCCUGCUCUGCGUAUGUCGAAACAAUGCGUUAUCGAUGCGCUGAGAGCACACGUCCCCGAAAGCAACGCAACAGCCUUGUAUCUCACUAUGAUGAAGGAUAUUGUGGACACAUUUAUUACCAGAACAGAACUCUGUCCAGUUAAAAACGUGUUCAAAAUUUGGCACGUACUAUUCAUCUUGCGGGCUUGGCGGAACAUGUGCAUGAGAAAAUACAACGGUA
Culex quinquefasciatus (southern house mosquito) is the source of this 2408-nucleotide messenger RNA. RefSeq lists its product as uncharacterized. The record is from RefSeq and is a predicted model, not a curated record. Bases 318 to 1205 code for a protein of 295 amino acids. The transcript has 6 exons. Lineage: Eukaryota; Metazoa; Arthropoda; Insecta; Diptera; Culicidae.